Messenger RNA from Prorocentrum cordatum, 1111 nucleotides. NCBI's taxonomy places the organism in Eukaryota, Dinophyceae, Prorocentrales, Prorocentraceae. The record is from the annotation of a GenBank genome assembly.
CGAGCCCCGGGCUCAAGGGCCCACCCGCCCCUCGCGGCGCGUCCCCGGGCUGCUGCCCGCGGGCCAUGCACGCCCUGCUCGGGUGCUGCGCGGGCGGGGAGCGGGGGGCCGCCUCGCCGGAGGCGGCCGGUGCCCGCUCCAGGGGCGCGGGCGGGCGGCGCGCGGCGGCCGCCGCGGGGGAGGAGGCUCGCGGCGCCGCCAGGGCCAAGCUGAUGGAGCUGUGGGGUUCACUGGUGUUGCACCGCCGCGCGUGCGACGCGCAGGACAUGCCCACGAGGUACGAGGAGUUGGCGAGCCUCUUGGGCAGCUAUGACGACCUUCAUCCUGAAGCUUGCAGGCGCAAGAGGAUUUCCAGCCAGGGCGCGGUAUGCUUGGCGCGGGUGCGUUGGCGCGAGACCGAGUACACUGGUCUCUUCGAGGGAUCUGACAAUUGCUUAUUGCGCUUGUCGUCGGCGCUGCCCACCAACCUGUCCGAUCCCACGGCUCCCAUCAUGCCCAAUGCCCUUGGGAGCUUGCAGGAUACUGUUCUGGUGCCCUUCGUGGCCCUCAAGGUCUUUCGCGCUUGCUUCGGAAGCGGGAACCUAGUAUUCGGGGGCCGCAAGACCGGCCAGAGCGAGCCAGACUACUUCAAGCACUGCCUCAGCACGCACCUGACCGAGCGAACCAGCGCCGCGCUGUGGCCCGUGAUGAGGGUCUUCAGGAGGCACUCCCAGUAUCCCAUGCAGAUGGGGCUCAGCGACUUCGCCGCCGUGGGCCAGGACCCGCUGCCAUCAUGCUGAAGAUGAUGCUGCCCAGCUAGCGCGCGGCCGCAGGACGGAACCCCUGCCGGCGAGAUCCGGUUCCCGUGGGCUCUCCUGUUGCGCCCGAGCUCGCCGGAGGCGCGCGGUGCAGGAGGGGGCGUCGCCGGCAACUUCCUGCAGCAGUUGUCCGCGCUGCAGCCAGGCACCACCGUGUACCACAUCUCGGCGGCGCGCGAAAGAGGGCGGGGCGAGUGUCGAAGAGGGUCGGGCGUUCUCGAACGGGGGGCAGUGCAUGAAGGAUGGACAAACGUGCUCCUUUCGUGCACCUGCUGGGUCCGCGGUGGCUCGGCCACGCGCGGAGGGGCAAGGGG